Molecule: messenger RNA, 1302 nt
Organism: Penaeus monodon (black tiger shrimp)
Lineage: Eukaryota; Metazoa; Arthropoda; Malacostraca; Decapoda; Penaeidae
Product: glutamate receptor ionotropic, kainate 4-like
Exons: 9
Coding region: 1-1302 (433 amino acids)
Cellular component (GO): membrane
Molecular function (GO): ligand-gated monoatomic ion channel activity
Source: RefSeq, a predicted model, not a curated record
AUGUUUUUCUUGAGAGGCAACGACACUCUAGCUUAUGUCAGCCAAGCUCUGAGGGCUGUGUUGGAGGUUUCGUCAGGGCCUGACUGUUCAGUUUUCUUCUUGAGCCGGGGUGUCUCCUCUUCUGACCUUCUACAGCUAGCGCACGGAACCGCCGCCCCUUGGGGAGUCGGGGUCUUCGAAGUGGCGGAGGACCUGGACGGCAACGCAACCGAAGUGCGGCUCUCGCGGGUGGUCGGCGAGGCUCGGGACUUACGUAUGUUGUCGUGGUGCGUUAACGUGGUCGUACUGAGCGACGACCCCGCCUUCCUGGCCUCCUUCGGCGAGUCGUCGCUCCGGGGCCGCCUCCUGGUGUGGGCCACGAGGCUCCUGGUCAUCACCCGCCUGCCCCUUCAGGAACUCCAUCGGCUCUUCUCCUCCUCCUGGACCUUCUCCAUGAUGAACACUAUUUUCAUCAACUUGGAAGAGGGUUCAGGCGGACUUCGGCAGAAGAUAUACGCACACUUCCCUUACGGUCGGGACGGACCCCAGGUGGUCGAGGUGGCUUCGUGGACGUCGGCGCGAGGCCUCUCCGUCAGGAGCGGCCGCCAGCUGUUUCCGGAGAAGUUUGAAAACUUCCACGGCGCCGAAGUGGGCGUGACGGCCCUGCCAUUCCGCCCGUACUGGAUCGAGGAGGAGACGAAGGCCCCCGACGGCGCCCUCCUCAAGACGUACUCUGGCUCCGACGGCCUCCUCCUGACGGCCAUCGCGGCGGCGCUCAACUUCUCCUUCGUCGUCCUUCCCGUCGCUGGGUGGGGCGUGGUGACCUCCUUAGUGACGGAGAGGAAAUCCAUGAUGGCUGCGAUCUACCACAUCCUCCUGCCGCAGCGAAAGGAACGUUAUGAUUUCACUUUCACGUACGAGCAGAUAAAGACGGACUUCUGCAUGGCCAAGCCCUCCCUCGGGUCCAACUGGCAGAGUCUCUACUACCCGCUGUCUCAUGGCGUGUGGGCGUCGAUACUGGCCAUGUUGGUUGUCAUCUCCUGUGUGCUGUAUGUGGUCACCAGACUCUUCAACUGGAACGACAGCCAAAGACUCGGGGCCUGGGGCGUGACAGAGGUCGUCCUGGGAUCCUUACUGGGCCAGAGCAUAUUGCAGAGGAUGGGCAAGAGCAGCAGGUAUCGUGUGCUCGUAGCGACGUGGCUGAUUUUCGCCUUCAUCGUCGGGACAGCUUAUCGAGGGAACCUUACCGCUGCCCUGACGUUGCCCGCGUACCCUCCCCGACCCGAGACCAUCGAGCAGCUUGUGAAGGCCGUGGAGAGUUAA